CGCCGACGUUAAUAUUUGUCGGCGCAGGUCUCUGCUACUUAGUGCAUUUUCUCUCAUUUUUUAACACAUUUGUCUUCGUGUGCAAAUAUUAAAUAAUUUACAAAAAAUUAAUAAAAAUAAAAGUUUAAACUAAAGCCCUUAGUUGUAAAAUCGAAGCGGAAUCGAAAGUCCCAAAAACGGCAAACAAUGAAUACUGGUGAAAUUAUAACAACAGAAAUUAACACAGAAAUCAAAGUAGAAGUCCAAUUGGAAACUGCUUCCAUUGUUAAAGUGGAAACGAAGGCUAUAGGAGGCAUUGAAAAUACGGAUGUUUCCACACAGGAAGCCAUCGAUAUGAUGUCAAAUAAACAAGAGGUGGAAAAGGAAAAAACUCGAGAUGAAAUCAAAGCAGAACGUGAGGCUAAAAAAUUAGCCAAACAAGCUAAAAAACAAAAGGCUGGUGUCGUUGCAGGUGUUGCGACAGUAUCGACCAAUAACUCUCCUCCAGCAAACAAGGCCGAGAAUAUUAAUGAUACUGCUCCUAUACCAGAGGAUGGUAGUGAAAAAACGCGUGAACAAAUUAAGGCUGAACGUGAGGCUAAAAAUGGCGCCGAAAGGAAGGAGCAAUACAGAAGCUCAAGAGCUGCAAAGGCUCAAGCUCAAAGUGCAGCGGCAACUAAAGAAAUCGUCAUCACCGUCACCCCUCAACAGAGACGAGGUCUGCCUAAAAGGGCCACUAGUAAUUCGCCAGUUAAAACUGUACGCUUUAAUGAUGGCAAUGUUAAACUCUUUAGUCACUUGGAAAAGCCCAACACAAAUGCCAAUUUAUUUGUUAAUAACACACACAUUCACCCUAGUAUAGCACGCUUAGGAGAACAAUAUGCCAAGCGUACUAUAGUCGGUUCGAAUGCCAGAUGUAUGGCAUUUUUAAGUGCCAUUAAAAUGGUCAUAGAAGAUUAUGAGACACCAGCUAAAAAAGAGUUCAGUCGUAGUUUAGAAUCCUUUAUAGCCAACUGUGUUGAGUACUUACAAAAAUGUCGUACAUUGGCUGUUUCCGUUAUUAAUGCCCAUAAAAGUCUUAAGCAAGUUUUAAUGCAGUUACCUAAAGAUGAACCAGAAUCGGAGUUAAAAGAAAGACUUUUCAUAUUUAUUGAUACUUAUAUUGAAAAUCAAAUUUUCAAAGCAGCCCAGGCUAUUAAUUCCAUGAUGCAAAAGAAAAUCAAUAAUGGAGAUGUUAUAUUAACUUUUGGCUGUUCUUCUCUUAUCAACUACAUCUGCGAGGAAGCCCAAGCACGAAAAGUCGAUUUCCGAGUCAUUGUGGUCGACUCACGUCCCUUCUGUGAAGGCCAGGAGUUGCUUAGACGUCUCACUGCCAAUGAAAUUCCCUGUUCUUAUGUUUUAAUCAAUGCUGUUAGUUUUGUUAUGCCCGAAGUUACAAAAGUUCUUUUGGGAGCUCAUGCUCUCUUGGCCAAUGGUUAUGUUAUGGCACGUACCGGUACAGCUCAAGUGGCUUUAGUUGCACGCUCGUUUAAUGUCCCCGUUCUUGUUUGCUGUGAGACUCACAAGUUCAGUGAACGUUUUCAAACGGAUGCCAUUGUUUACAAUGAACUAGGAAAUCCCGAUGAUAUUGUGGUAGACGAUAAGUGUUGUCUUUCGAAUUGGCAGGCCAAACAUAAAAUGUCUCCAUUAAAUUUAAAUUACGACAUAACACCACCCGAACUAGUAACUGCCGUAGUUACAGAGGUUUCCGUCUUACCGUGCACCAGUGUUCCUGUUAUUUUGCGUAUGAAACCAGAUUGGCUGGUAUAGUAAGAAGAAUAUAAUAAGAACUUAAAACAAAAUAUUUAAUAUUUUGCAAACAUUUUUUUUAUUUUAUUUCUUAAAGAUUAUAUUGUUGAAUAGAAAACAUAAAAAUAAUAAUAAACAACAAUGUCUUGGAAA
Lucilia sericata (common green bottle fly) is the source of this 1920-nucleotide messenger RNA. It is a transcript of the gene eIF2Bdelta, whose product is annotated as translation initiation factor eIF-2B subunit delta. NCBI's taxonomy places the organism in Eukaryota, Metazoa, Arthropoda, Insecta, Diptera, Calliphoridae. The record is from RefSeq and is a predicted model, not a curated record. Bases 187 to 1788 code for a protein of 533 amino acids. The transcript has 7 exons.